Haplochromis burtoni (Burton's mouthbrooder) is the source of this 3611-nucleotide messenger RNA. RefSeq names its product BAR/IMD domain containing adaptor protein 2 like 2a (gene baiap2l2a). Gene Ontology annotation, biological process: actin crosslink formation; positive regulation of actin filament polymerization; actin filament bundle assembly. Gene Ontology annotation, molecular function: protein binding. The record is from RefSeq and is a predicted model, not a curated record. The transcript has 14 exons. Bases 1509 to 2852 code for a protein of 447 amino acids. Lineage: Eukaryota; Metazoa; Chordata; Actinopteri; Cichliformes; Cichlidae. Gene Ontology annotation, cellular component: cytosol; nucleoplasm.
CUGACCAUGGUUGUUGGUGCCAGAUGGGUUCAUCUAACCUGCUGGGAUUUUCCUACACAAUCAUCUCUAGGAUUCACAAAGAAUGCUCCAAAAAACAGAAAAUGUCCAGUGGGCAGCAGUUAUCUGGGUGAAAAUGGCAGAAGUCACAGGAGAACGGCCAAAUAACCCCUCGUUACGACCAAAGGAUGCAGAAGAGUAUCACACAUUCAACCUUAAAGUAGAUGGGCUACAUUAGCAGAAGAUCACAUCAGGUGCCAGUGCUGUCAGCUAAGAGCAAUAACCUCAGGUUGAUUUUCCAAUGGGCUCACUGAAAUUAGAAAGUGGACGGCUGGAGAAGUGUUUUCUGAUCCGAGUCUUGAUUUCUGCCCUGACAUUUAGAUGGUAGGAUCACAAUUUGAGGUAAACCAUCUCUGCAUUCUUAGUACCAACUGAGCAUUGUUAAAACCACAUCCUACCAACUAUGGUCCGUGCAGACACCAGAAGUAUGUUUUUUCUCAUAUCUGAUAAGUGUUUUUUCUUUAUUUUUUCAUUUUUUAAUGACUUUGCCAAUCAGUUUGUUUGUGUUGAUCAGUGUUUUUAAAAGCACAAAUGUGUUGAGGUCCCAGGGGACCCAAUCCAAAGCAUCCAAUACUGCAUAUGGACUUUUAAUAAACUGAACAAUUUGUCCCCUUAAUUUUUGCCAUGGAUACUACAUUAACGUAUAAUUAUCAAGGUGGAUAUGAGCACUCUGUCAAUCAUUUUAAAAAAGAAAUAUUCAGUUGACAUAAUAAUAUAUUUCUUUCUUUAAAUGACAUUAGUUGCAUAGCUAAUAAUGCUGCUUUGAGAAGAAACAGGUUCAUUCAUUCAUUUUCAUAAACACUAAAAAUAAGAAUCAUCAAGAAGCUUUCAAUGCUUUUACAACCUACAAGGCAUAUACACUGCCCCCGGACCACUGCCGCUAUAAAAAUCAACUGGUAUAUGUAUUAAUCCAAGAAGAAAAGGAGAAAAAACUAGCGCCUGAAAAAUGCUAUUGUAAGAAAUUGUACAAUAGAUAAACUAUCAAUACGUACCUAUGAGGAAACUGUUAGCCUUGAUCUGGGGCAGGAAAGGAAAAUCCUUGAAUUCCGAGAGAAAUUGUUGGAUUUAUUCUGUUAUAUUGAAAAAAUAUGGUUUUAUAUGAUAAUAACAGUGUAAUUUUACAGGUUAUUUUAAUCAUUUCCAACACUUUGUGAAAGCAGAUAUGUACUAAAGUCUUGAAUAAAACAUUCACUUCAGGUAACACCCACCUGAGCACACACAAAGCAUGUGUCAGUGUGUUUUAUGGUUGGGCCACGUUUAAUUAUUUACUCCUAUCUUUCUCAGGCCAUACCGGUGUUGAUUACCCCCUCACUGAGCUGCCCUCGCUCUUCAGCUCCACACCCAAUCUAACUCUCAUUUCUUUCAGAGGUUGUGGGACUUUUUCAGAGAGAUUUAAGGCCUGCAGACCUUCUCUGGAUUCAAUUCACAGUUGCACUAUUCUGGAUAUAAACAUGUCAGGAAUGAAUAGUGAUCAGCUGCAUCGCUCCACCUUAGGGAUUUACUCGAGCUUGAUUAAUGAGUUCAACCCAGGCCUACAGAAACUGGUUUCACUGGGGAACAGUUACAUCCAAGCCUUCAAGACUCUUGCUGCGACAAGUGACGCUUACUUCAGCGCACUUUCAAAGAUUGGGGAGAGAGCUUUCCACACGGCAUCAUCACGCUCCAUAGGAGAUGUCCUGAUUCAGGUUUCUGAGAGCCAGCGAAGACUCACCUUAGAACUGGAGGGAUUAUUCCGCUGGUUCAGUUUGGAGGUUCUUGACUCCAUGGAAAAAAAUGUCAGAUUAGACAGAGAUUACUUAUUGGGCAGCAGGGAAACGUAUGAAAUGCAACUCCGCAGCCAGGCAGCAGCUCUGGAGAGUCUGAACAGGAGACCCAGCCAGGCGUAUCCUCAGGGUGGUAGUGAGUAUGUGGACUUCCUCAGGGAGAGCCAUAACCAGGCUCUGCAGGAGGAAGAGAGAAGAUACCGCUUCCUGGCAGAAAAGCACUGUGGCCUGAUAGAGUCCUUCACCAAACUCAUGAAUAAGAACGGGGUUACUCUCCAGCAGAAAGCUGCUGCCUGGACAGAAGAGGUUGAUGCCACCAGACAACCGGAGGCCCAAAGACCUUCAACUUUGGACAACAUUGUGGGGAAUGAGGGAGGAGGUAGGGAGAUCAGAAGGAGCAGAGACGAGAUGCCCCUCGGCAAAAUACCAUCAAGAGCCCCGUCUCCACAGGGAAGCGUUUUUCGCUUCGGAGCAGACUCAGCAGGAGGUGGUGGUGGUGGUGGAGGACGAGUCAUGAAGGCCCGGGUGGCCCACCAGCCUGUUGGCUCCAACCCCACCUUGCUGUCCUUCAAUAGGGGACAGAUAAUUAAUGUGCUGGUCCAACAGCCCAGGAACGGCUGGCUGUUUGGACGUGCCGACAACAGCCCACGUCAAGGAUGGUUUCCAGCCUCAUUUGUGGAAGCAGUGGACGAUCCACCAGUGUCACCCACCCCCAGUAGAGCAACUCUCAGGAGCAACAGCAGCAUGAACAGCCUGCCCGACCAUCCAAGAGUCAGCAGUCAGAGUGGGGCUGCGCCUCCUCCUCCACCACCGCCGCCACCGCAGUCACCAUCUUUGAAUAAACCACAUUCGCAGUCUAUGAAUAAGGCACCACCUAUGAAUUCAAACAUGUCUAAUUCAGAAAAUAAGAGAUCGCAAGUGAAUGACUCCCGACCGCAGCUUUUCCCAAAGGGUACCAAUCCGUUCGCCACGGUUAAGCUGAAGCCCACGUCCACCAAUGACCGAUCGGCUCCACGUUUAUAUCGAAGAUGACAUCGUGACCCUGAAAUAAAUGCUUUUAUUAGGCUUAGCAGUUCGUUCUUGACCUUGGCAGUAUAUACUGUUAAAUUCUGAGGUAAAAUCGAGUCGUUUUUCCCCCCUUUGUCACACAAAAUGGGACAAAGAAGAAACAAGUCUGAAUAAGGACUUGAGGUGUGUAUUUAUGUCAGAUCUUUUUAAACUUGCAUUAAAUGAUUUGUAAAAUAGUAAGAAUGAAUCACUGUAACACAAACCAGUGGGUGCAUUGAUCACAACGGGUCUUAAAUCAUCAUUCCUCUCCUGUGACGUUUACGUCUUUCUGCCAAGAGAUGACAUGCGAACGCUUUUAACUUUGUCCUUUUUGGAAAUAACUAAUCGCUGUCUGUGACAUGUAUAUAAUGUACAGCUGAUGUUAGGAAUCAGAGCCAAGACUGUGUUAAUGUAAAGUGUAUCUUUCAUUAUGUAGGAUAACUCAGGGAGGGUGCUCGAUGCCAUGCAGCUGCUUUAAUUAUCUUUUUUUUUAUGUUUUUAUAUUGCACCUUCACCAUCUUCCUCCACAUGUUCAACGUGUGAUAUUAAGUCCAUUGCUAAAUAUUAAUUGUACUUCAAAUGUACUUUAGAAAAUGAUGAUAUAACCGCAGGCACCUAAUGUAAUAUUUUAUAAAAAUAGGAUGAUGUGCCUGAGAUGGAAUGUACUGAAUAAUGUAAUGUAUUAAAGGAUAAUGUAAUACCACCUUAAUAGCAUCGCAUUGUUACUUUACCAAGUGUGUUUCA